AUGAAGUCAUUUAUCAAAGUGAAUAUCUUUAAAUCAAAAUCGUCUGGAGGAUUGUUCGGGAGAGACUUGCGAAAGAUAGACCCCAAAUUUUUGAAGUUGGGCAUACCAUUCUUUAUGUGGGAAAUUGGUCAGUGUGUUCUUUUAACUCCCAAAGAAGGGGUUUUCAGAGUCACUGGUGAUGUUUCCGUCGUCUCUAAAAUGAAGAAAGAAAUAGUGAAACAUAACGAUGUCACCUUUAAAACAAAGUACAAGAAGGACAUUCACUCGAUGGUUGCAGUCAUCUCAACAUUUCUACGUGAACUCCCAACACCAAUUUUGAGUAAUUCGAAUAGGACCAUGUUCUCAAGUAUAAUCACUCGAUUUCAUUGUGUUUCCGACUUGCCAAAAACAGUUGUAGCCCUUACAUUAGCUUUGUCGACUUUAGAUAAGACGAAUAGAAAGUAUUUACUUUUUUUACUAAAUAUGUAUUAUACACUUUGUGCAAACGACACAUCAGGAACAGUCAAUUUUUUUAAUACUGCAACUUGUGUCGCUCCUUCAUUCUUCUCGCAGAGGUAUUCGACAAUGUCUGCGAUGUCGUACACAAUAGAGUCUCAAGUGCUUAUCAUUUCGACGCUAAUUUCGAUGUACCCACUCUUAAGUUUCCAAUUUGAAGAAUCUCAUGAAGUUCUCUGUACCAAGUAUAAUAUCUCUCAAGAGCAAUAUGAAACCUUCUUGGCCUAUCCUGAGUCAUACAAUCUUGGGAACAUUCAUUUUAGUUAA
Molecule: messenger RNA, 762 nt
Organism: Entamoeba invadens IP1
Lineage: Eukaryota; Evosea; Mastigamoebida; Endamoebidae
Exons: 4
Coding region: 1-762 (253 amino acids)
Biological process (GO): regulation of small GTPase mediated signal transduction; signal transduction
Cellular component (GO): cytoplasm
Molecular function (GO): GTPase activator activity
Source: RefSeq, a predicted model, not a curated record